Molecule: messenger RNA, 7667 nt
Organism: Oncorhynchus gorbuscha (pink salmon)
Lineage: Eukaryota; Metazoa; Chordata; Actinopteri; Salmoniformes; Salmonidae
Product: protein phosphatase Slingshot homolog 1-like
Exons: 3
Coding region: 194-1906 (570 amino acids)
Biological process (GO): negative regulation of actin filament polymerization; actin cytoskeleton organization; protein dephosphorylation
Cellular component (GO): cytoplasm
Molecular function (GO): protein tyrosine/serine/threonine phosphatase activity; actin binding
Source: RefSeq, a predicted model, not a curated record
GUCAUAGCGUAUGCCAUGAAGGAGUAUGGCUGGACUCUGGAGAAGGCCUACAACUUUGUGAAGCAGAAGAGGAGCAUCGCUCGGCCCAACGCUGGUUUCAUGAGGCAGCUGGCCGAGUACGAGGGCAUCCUGGACGCUAGUAAGCAGCGCCACAACAAGCUGUGGAGGCCCGAGGGAGGAGAGGACAUCCCAGAUGAGGCGUCUGGCCAGUGCUGUGGCGGAGAGGAGACGCCCGUGGAGGGUGAGGCCUGGGGGGGAGAGGGCUGCGGAGCCUCCCCCCUGCCGGAGCUUGGGCCUGGAGGUGGAGCCCUUGGACCCCCUCAACUACAACUACUACUUCAGACGGCUGUCGGACACGGCCCUAGACAGCGAGCCCUCCACCCCAGUGCGUGGUCCUCCCCUGCUGGGCAUGGAGAGGGUGUUUAUUGAGAUCGAGGAUGUGGAGAGGGACGCCCUUCUGGAGGACGAGGGCUUCCCCAUGGCCCAGCUGGCUCUGCCCGGGGAAGGCACCGCCGCCCAGACCUGUGGGGGCCGCCUGGAGCCCCUGGAGGACAUGAGGCUGAGGCUGGAGUUCAGCACGGUGGAGGAGGAGGACGAGGAGGAGGCGCAGAAGGAGGAGGCAGAGAUGGCCGCCCUGGCCUGGACUGCUGCAGGAGGAGAGGGAGCGAGAGAGGACGAAGAGAGGAAGGAGCAGGUCAACAUGAACCGCUUUAACAACGAGAACGCCAACAACAGUAACCGCCUGGCUGCCAAGCGCAGCUGCCCCGCUACCUUCGACGACAGUGCUAGCACAGGAAACCCUUACAAAGUCAAGCCCUCCUACCAGUCGUGUAAAGACUGCCUGCGUCUGCCACCAGGGCGGCGCUGUGAGUGCCCAGCAGGAGGCCGCAGCCACCGCCUUAACCCCACACGUCACUGCGGAGUGGUCCCCACCAUCUCCAUAGACCCCCCUGGCACCCACUUCACCAACACCCCUGCCCCCCACUCCCCCUGCACCCUACCUGCCACCAUUGCCCGCCUGGAGGCCUACCGCCAGCGGCUGGUGUCGCCCAUGAGCUGCGAGGAGCUGCCCAGAGACCGACACUGCUCCUUGGAGACGGAGGACAUGGACGAGCUGCAGGAGGAUGAGGAGGAGGAAGAACAGGAGCCAAGGCCAGGCAGGGAGGUUGGGACCGGAGCCAUCACGGAGCUCACGUUUAUGAAGCUCAGCCUGGACGGGGAGAGGCCAGCAGGUCAGUCUCCUAGUGGAGGGGUGGAGUUGCAGCCUGCUGGGGUGGAGUUGCAGCCUCCUGGUGGUGGAGUGGAGCUACAGAGGACGGGGCCUGAGCUGGGGAUGGGGCUGGUGAGGCAGAGGGCAGAACAGCUGGAAAGGCUUUCAGGCCUUGCCAUGGAGGGUCAACUCUCAGGGGCUGGGCUUGCUGAGCAGAUGGACCUGCACUUGGCGGUGGAGGAAAUGGAGGGGGAUGUAUGGAUGCAUUCUGAAACCCCCAUUCCAUCUACCAGCUGCAUGGUCACAGCCGCAGACCCCCAGAUGAACACCACCCCGGUGUCAUACCCCCAGGGUUCCGCCCAGACCUGGACCCCCGUGUCCUCCCCCCACGGCUCCACCCUCACCCGGAGCUCCAGCAGCGACAGCCUCCACAGCAACCGCGGGGGACACCAAGGCCUGGUCCGGCAGCGCACCCAGGAGAUAGAAACCCGCAUGAGGCUGGCCGGUCUGACCUUCCCCUCCCUGCUCAAACGCUCUAGCUCCCUGGCCAAGCUGGGAGGCCUCACCUUCUCCACCGAGGACCUCUCAGACCUAGCUGAUGAUCAGGCCCAGCUGUUCUCCACCGAGCCACCAGCCUGCCCCUCCACACCAGGGGGAGAGGAACCCUCUGAGCCCCCAUCCACCCCCAGGAGCUGACUGUGUUUCCAGUGUGUCUCCUCCAGACAGGUUCCGCAGUCAGAACUUAGGGAGCAGGUUUGAAGGAGGAUGAAGUUUGCCAGGUUUGCUACAGGUGUCCUGGAGACAUGCCUGGAGAUUCCUCUGUCUCUCGAGACAUAUUAACAGCAUGUUGGCUGGAAGAAAGAAAAAUAACAACGCAAUUCCUAUUAUACAUACAUGUACUGUCUGUUUGUCAAUCCAAAUAAGAGAUACUGUUUUAGAAGGUACUCUCAAUGGAGCUCAAUGAAUGUGUGCAACUGAGCCUCUGCUUCGAUUCGUUCAACAUCUCCUCAUGUGCCCCUGAACAGACAGACGGUUGAAUAUUGAAUCCUCACUUACUGUAUUUUCCUCUUGCGUUUUUGUGUCACCGAGUAACGACUUCAUCAUAUGAGCAUCUUCCUGCCUCUUCAAGCGAAGCAGUGUACCUCAGUCGGAACACAAGCAUCUCAAGAAUAUUUUAGUCCAUGACUGUCUUUGUUGACUUGCCUCUCUUCUCAAUGACUGGUUCAGCCAGCCCUCCUCCAUUUGAGGUACUUCAUGAAAUAAUGUCUUGGAAAAGUGGUCAAUAUGCUAUUCAUGGCCGUACAGUGUUACACAACGUGUCCUCGUCGUCACGGCUACAGCCUCUUCUUGAGCAAUGCUAUGGAUGAUGGGAAGAACCACAGAAAGAGAAGUAAUAUUGACUAAGUCCCGUUUUCCAUUCUCUCCUGGUUUCUUUGAAGCAGUUUAGAGGGAGCAUAUAAACGUUGGAUUUGUUUAGGUUUCGCCACAGCUGGCAUUUCACCACUGCUGUGCAAAGGCAAUAGGCACAGUAGUUCAAUGAUCUGAUUGAGAACUCAUCGUCAUCCUUGUAUGGUUUGAGAGGAUUUGUGGGCAACUGAAAGAGUUCAAAUUGUUUUGGGAUUGGAUUUCACAAUGCUGUAUUACUCUACCACUGAUUAGUGCGCUGUCCCGUCUUCUCCAGGUCAGCUGUAGUCCGACAUACUGUGUCUGACACCAUAUCUUUCUUCCAUCAUCUCUGCAUCACUCUCAAAAGGCAAUCAAAUACAUUAGCUUCAAGUUUUUUCUCUUCUAUUUAUUCUCCUCCCUAUUGACACACAUUUGUGGUAUUGCACAGUAGGUGUAGGAGCUUUGUGAAACCGGCUUUAUUCAACUGUCAUUGUGCCAGAGCAACAUCGGACUCCCUUUUAUUUGUACUGUAACAAAAAAACAAAAAUGGAAUCGUUGCCAUACAUUGAAGCAGAACUACUGUAUAAGUCACAUUUGUUUGAACAGCUUGCUUUUGCUUUCACAGACCUGGGAGUUCCACAUGUGUCUGUGGUGUCAGCAGCACAGCGUAAUGGGCUUUAGCUGGAUCUGUUUGGGAAAGAAGCAGCUUUUCUCAGCCUUUCGCACGGCAACACUAACAGCCAAACAAGGAAGUUGGGACAAAAAAACAAGUUGAGGCAUUGGAAGGAACAGACGAUUAUCUACCGUUAUAGUUUCUCAGAAAGGGGUUACAGUUCUGCUUUCUGUUGCAGUCGGUAGAACAUCAGUAGCUAGCUACUACAACUUUUAGUUUAUUUACAGCAGACAUGAGAAACUUCCGAAGCUGUGUGUAGAGCAGCAGCACAGUAUGACAGGCCAAGUCUGACUGGAGGCGCUGCCAUCCCGCAUGCUGUUUGACCAAUGUUCCCUUAACUUAACCCCUAUAUUUAUCAGUCCGAGUAUUUAUUUAGUACAGGUUCUAAUUUGAUAAACUGGCGCAUAAUAUGCAGGUAGUUGACUUCUUUGUGGCCAGCCUAAACUUACUUUGCCCCAAAGGGUAUAAUGCUUUUGAAAGUUGUUUGGCUGUUUAUAAACUAAUGCAUUUGGCAUGUUGAGUGUGCAAGGAUAAUAUGUGUGAUGGUGGCAGUGUGUGUGUGUGUGCAGGCGCAUGCAUACAUCAGGAGUUUAUUCCCAUGGUUGUGACAGGAGUGCUAUGUGACGAUGGGAAAGCUGUCUGUGUAUGAGUGCAAAACAUCUGUUGCUCUUUUAAAGUAGGGGAUCAAUUGACUUUUUUUUCAAUUGAGCUGUACAUAUGUCAUUGCCACUGACGAAAUGGCCUAUACUAUAUGUAGACAAGAUUGCUUUUGAUUUGUGAUAACUGAACAAAGACAAAUGAAAAUCACUCGUUCACCCAAAUUACAAAAUGAGACAUUGUUUUCCUUACUCUGUAAGCAGUCUAUGGACAAAGUAUGACAGGAAUCCAUGCUAUGGUGUAGUUUCCCUAGCACUGUUUCCAAGUCAUGGGCCCCAUUUUUAUGAGAUUUUCUUGAGCAUCAUGUUUAAAACAUCUAUAAUUGACUGAGUUUCUCAAUCAAUUUUGGAUACUUUCGGAUGAUUUGGACAUGAUAAGCGGAAAAUUCUAAUAUCGGUCCCCUGACUUGAAUGGGAUUUGUGCCAAAUGUAGAAACGGUGCCAGAGUAACUAAACCAAAGAAUGGAUUGCUGUCAUACCUUGUGCAUAGACUGCUUACAGGGUAAGGAAAGCAAUGUGUAAUUUGGGUGAGCUAUCCCUUUAAUCAUAUGAGUGGCUCUGCAUUUGUUAUAUUAGCAACUAUCGUCAGUGUUUGUUACUCAGAGGUACUGGUCAAAGCAAAUUUGCAUUUAAUUUGGGUACAAACCACAUUAAUGGGUUGGGUUCUGUGGUCAGUGAACACUUUGUGGUGUUUGCACUUAAGGUUACUGCACUUAAGGCACUGGGUGAAUUUGCCUGUGUUCACUGGUAGGUAUUCAAUUUUAAAGAGGUUGCCUCAUAGGAAAUACAGUUAUUAGAAUGGAAUAGGAAGUAGUAGCGUUUUAAAUUGAGUUUUGUCUACAAAACUGCCCCCUGUCCCUUUUAAUUUUUUUAAAUUUUUUUUAUUGAAUCUCGUUCAGCCAAUCCGAUGUCUAGCACUUGAGGUCACCAUAUAUCAUUUGGGUUUGCGCUUUAUUCCAACCCACUGUUAUAAUGCCUUCAUGUAGCGGUUAUAAGCAUGAUGUAACUUCUGACAUAUAGCAGGUUAUUAAAAGGGUUACAGAAUACCCUAUAAUAUUAUUAAGAGUGGAAUUAGAUCCCGGCGGUUCAAAUAUUUAUUUCACGACACUGGUGUGGUGAUGACGACAUUAUUGUAGGAUCUGUUUGGUUGGCCAGUGGUGCCCAGUGUUCCGUCAUGCUCAUAGCAGUGAACAGCAGGCCGUAUGACGGAGGAUUUAAGUGCAGUCAAAAGGAGUGUCUUGUCUUGUCUUUAGUCCAUCACAACUGAUGCUAUGCUUAAAGCUACUGCACUGUUUUUUUAAUUUAAAAAUAAAUCUAUUUCUACUUAAGUGCCUUAACCCUGGCCUUAGCUCUGUCUGUCCUAACCUCGUCACAGGCUUUGCAGAGUCAUUGUGAAUGAGUGUAUCCAUGGAAACGCCACUUGCCCUCUGCCCCCCCAAAAAAAUAAUUAUCCCUCGAAAGCUAUAUCUUGAUACACACGGGGCACACAAGCUCUCACUCCCACACGUGUAUUUGCUUGACAGGCUCAUCAAUUGCUAUUAUUUUGUUUUCUAUUAUUGAGACCAAAGUCUGAGGGGUUUAUUUGUGCAAAUGGGCACAGAACAAAGUUUUCUACAUACAUUCCCAGGCAUCUUAGGGUUCACCUGCCCUUACUUGACAAUCCUUAAACUGGUCAAUGCUUUGAGAGUGUGAGACAGAAAGCUGGGUAUAGAGACCCUGAGACAUAGGAAGAGGGGGAACUUAUAUGUCAAGAUGUUCAUGUCAAGAGUAGAAGUUGCCAUCUUUCCCUGAUAUUCAUUCCUUACCAUAAACAAGUGUUCGAUGUGUUUUUGCAUAUAAGGCAUAAAUGAAUGAAAACUCAUAAAACAUACAUCGUCAUAUUGAGAGUAAGUUUUUUUUUUUACAUUGAUUGAUUGUUUUUGUUAUAUAUUUUAUUUUUUACAUUUUAAGCUGUAACUUAUCGUUUGCACUAUGUUAAUGUGUAAUGCACUUUUUAAAACAUUUAUUUUACAUUUUGUUAAAAGGAUGUCCAGUGGAUGUGAAUCAUGGAAAUAAACCAUUUCCUCUGCAUAACCUAUCUGCUGGCCUACAGUGGAUCAUACUUAAUGUGGAGGAGACAGUCCAGUCCCUCUUCUGACACUUGCAUUGCAACUACAUGCACAUAGACCGUUGGUUCCCAAUCUUUUCUGAAUCACACCACACAAGAAAACAAAUGCCAAGGCUCACUUUAAUCUGACUUUAAUCUGACUUUUUUUCUGACUGCAUCAAACACAAUUACGCCUCGAAGAAAGGCAACUCUAAUAGGCUAUAUUAAGCAGCCAGCUUGAAGUUCCAUGUUCCCUCCGUUUCCUCCUCCACACUGCGUGAAGCAAACGUUUUCUCAAAUGCGAGACAUUUAUCUAUCGUUUUAAAUAUGGUUCACUGGAAUCUUAAUGUUAUGGUACCCAUAUAAUGACUAAGUGUUGACCCCUUUAUAGACCUUGCAGAGUUUCAGCUUUAUAUUAACUAGAAGAAAGGACUGAUGGUCUACUGCGGUGCGUCAAAUAAAAGGGAUGUUAUUGAGAUCUGCUUUUGUUUUGCAGGGAUGUGCAAGGAGGGUUUUUGUCUCUUGUGAACAGCAGUAUCUGUUUGCGUUAGCGCUUUUGCAUGGGCUUGGUUAAAUCCACAAGGCAGAGAAUUCUUAUUGAGUUAGUCAAAUUAAGUCAUUCUGACAUCACGGGAUGGACGGGGAUGUGCAAGGAAGCAAAGGAGACUGACAGUGGAAGAAGUACCUCCAACAAAACAACUUCAUAGUCCUUCGGGGAAACAGGCUAGACAGACAGGCAGGCCGGCCUGCGGAUUCCACAACUCGGACUGGGGUGAGUGCCUCCCUACCUCCAUUCUGAAUCUCUAGCCUCAGAUGACAUUAAGAAAAUGCUCUUACCAUGACGACAGAGAUGUAGACUUUAUGGAUAGGUUACAUCAAUUCCGAUUGAGUUAUAUUUGUCGACGUGUGGGUUAGAGCAAUGUUAUAGUCCUAAUUCUCUGGGAAUCAAACUAGAGCAGCAUAUUAUUUGAUGUUAUUCUGAGUGACAUAUUUUUGCAUUCACGUGUCAGUCAACAUGGUGCAUGUGCCUCGGUUGUUUAUGUCAUGAUAUAACUCCCGGGUAAAGGAAUCGACACUCAACCAUCCCACUCCAUCCAUGGCCAUGAUGAUUCAGAGCCAACUCCAUGUUUGCACCUCUCAAUAGGCUGUUCUGAAGUUGGCCAAAAAAGUAAGCAGAGGUAUUUGUGUAGUUAUCUGUUUCUGGCCUACAGAAUAAUUACAUAGCAGGCUUAUUGUCACACUAGGCUCCUCAUAGCUGUUACCUAUUUGACUCUUCUAUUAGUUGUUUAAAUGUGUGUCCUAUGUGGCACUACUUUCACCUUUUGUUUCAUAACUGCCUAUGUUGGGAAUUUCGGGAGUUGCUAAGAGUUUGUUCAAUCUGAGUCACAUGUCUCUCGUUGAUGCUCAGUGUCCUCGCAUGAUAGGAGAGAAAUGGAAAGAGCGGGAGGGAGGGGAUAUUUGGGUGAGGUCGUUGUCACAGAUGCCUCCCACAGCUGCCAGCUGCUGCCAUUUAUAAGACUCUGUACACAUCCAUCUCAAAAUAACCCCUUAGAUACAAGACGGAAGGAACUCUGAGAUGAGCAUACCACUGUGAUUUUUAUUUUGUUGCUACAACAUAACAACAUUGUGAGAAUAGAAUAAAUGAAUUGGACCACU